UCUCGUUGUUAUUUUAAAACAAGAAUUCAUCAAAAAAAUGAGAAAAAUAUUGUGAAAAGACGGAAGAGACUUGCCCGAUGUUUACGCCGCCAUCUUGUUUCCUAUUGUACUUCCCCAACGUUCGCGAUUAUUUUACAAGUUGUUCAUUUUGCUACAUCAAACUAGGCCUACAUGCAUUUAGACUUUUUUAGUGACUGGUUUAGAAUAUGUUAGACAGGAAUAGCCGUUGUUUCUUGGGAUUUAUUUAACAAUUUCUGACAUUUUAGUAUAGUAACAAUUUCUGACAUUUUAGUAUAGUACUGUAUAUAUAGCCUAAGCUAGGAUCAUGAAUUGGUGAGUGGAGCCAACGCAGUUCAGCAGAACAACCAAAUACAGAGACUGAAACUUUUGGUCUAGUUUAGAAGUAGAACUUGGAUUUGGAGUAACUUUACAAAUUACAAUUCAAUGAAUUGAUUUCAUGGAUAGAUCACACUGUAGACGUAGUGUAACAUUAGUGUUAGAACGAGGCAUCACAGUCACACUUCAGUUCCUGACAUUGGAUUCUAAAGGUAAGCCUAGAACUUUACAGAAGUGUGUCAAGUGAAGGUUGCAAUAAUUGCAUACUUUCGCCAACGCUCCAAUUGUCAUGAGCAAUGAAUUUGGUUCUGUAAGACGGUAACUGUAGAGGAAGAGAUCUCCUGGCUCUACAAUCGAAGAAAUUCCUGACGUAGUCUUCGGUGAUGAUCUUAGACUCGCAUACAGUCGAUGUCUAUAGGAGCUAAGAAAGCUAUCGGAUGCUGUUGGGGUGAAUGUCGGACAAAAGAAGUGGAUUGAUAGUAGAACACCAAACAUGCCAGGAAUCCUUCAUCCUCUUAAAUAUCACUUCGUUAGCUAAUCCCCCAAUCAAGGAAAACUGACAUUGGUCAUUCAAGACCCAGAAGGUAAAGGUAUAUCAAGCUGGGAGAAGCUGGCUGCCACUAAGUUCGAUAAAAUCAUUUCAUAAUUAAAAUUGAAGCAAUCAAUAAACACCUUCUACAGACAGGUUCAUGAAAUCUGUUGGAUCACCACCAGUGUGCUUUUAAAUGGGAAGGCCCCCCUUGCAAGCAUUUUACUAUGUAUGCAAGUGUGGGUGUGGGUGCAUGUGCGUUUGCCCCUGGAUUUAUACAAAUUGAAAGUUGUUGUAAAAUGCGUGAUUGAAUAAUCAAAUCGUUGAAGCUAAUUAUUUUUCUGUCUUUAAGAGAUCCCACAACAAAACGAAUCGAUGAAAAUACAAAGAAAUAGCCUACAUAAAUUCAAAGAACAAUGAAAUAUAUUGUAUUUUAAGGGCCAUACAAUUAUUCAUAAAGAUGCAAAUGCUAUUUGUACCAAAAAUUAUAAACGUAGAACUGAAAUUAUCAAAUGAUAGCAUGAUAUUGCCAAAUAUGCAUAAAUUUGCAAAAUUAAUUAACCGCUGCAAACAGUGUAUGCAGGAUUUUGCAGCAUUCAUAACCUACAUGUGAUCCUUCAAGAACUUUUUCUUCUUCAUUACUAUGCAGGUAUACUGUCAAGGCAGAAUGGCUGUUUCUCCAUCUCUGGUGACAUGGUGUACUGAAGAGCUUAAUCGUCUACUUGCAUCAGAUGUGACUCCUGAGUGGGUCAGUUAUCUCCUUGAUAUUCAGGAUGAUCAGGAGCUUGAAGAAUAUCUAUGCCAACUUCUAGAUAACUCUGAUGAAAGUAGCACAACAUUCAUAGAAGAAUUAAUGAAAAGAAGAAGCAGUGGGCCGGCUCUUCCAAAGAACUUCACUGUUUAUAGAAAAUCUUCAACUCAAGAAGAUUUGAAAAAGGACACCUCAAAGCACAAAGGCAAAUCAAAAAGCAAGGAGAAAAGAACAGUUCUCGAGGCAGUUUCACCAUCAAAUCUGAAAUCUAAUACAUCAUCUCAAUUACCAUUACAAAUCCAGCCAAAUCAGCUCCAACAACAACCGACCGGCAAUGGCCUCACCCAUGAGGUGGAUGAUCAUGCUCUAGCCCUUCAACAAGGGGCCCGACGGAAGACCAAAUUUGUUUCACUCUACAGCCAGGAAGGUGAAGCCCGUACCGCCAUUCACCUUCCCGGACGUCAUCCUUGUGAGUGCCAGGCUCACAAGCAUGCCUUAGUCUCAAACUGUCUAGAGUGUGGGAGAGUGGUAUGCAGUCAGGAGGGGUCAGGCCCAUGUUUGUUCUGUGGUGCUUUGGUGUGCAAUAAAGAGGAGCAAGAGAUUCUGGCCAGGAAUUCCAAGAAGAGUGAUAAGUUACGGAAGAAGCUGAUGGGAGAGACCCUUGUCAAUGGUGACGCGCCACCUCAGAAACCAUCGGGCAAAAACCCAAGCAGUAUCGACCGAGCCAUAGCACACAAAGACAAGCUUAUUGAGUUUGAUAAAACAAGUGUAAGGAGAACCAAGGUCCAUGAUGACCAAUCGGACUACUUCUCUAGUGACACGAAUCAAUGGCUGAGCACCAAAGAGCGAACUGAACUCAAGAAAAGGGAAGAGGACCUUCGGGAGAAGAAACAUGGUUCCAGACUAAACAAGAAUUUCACCCUGGACUUUGCAGGGAGGAAGGUUGUUGAGGAGGAGGUGGAGGAGAUGUACAACAGCCAGGAUGAGGUUGUACAGAGGGUUAUCUUUGGAAAUAAACCGAGAGGCGAGGAAGUGUCGAGGGGAGGGCAUGAUGCCACAAUAUUGAACCCCAGCAUUACAAGAGAGGCUCCCAAGUUUGUUUCCAAUGUACCCACCAACUUACACCAAGGAUCAAGCAAUCAGAUAUCAUCAAGAGAAGGAUCAUCGAGAACCAACCAUCGAGUUCAAGAUAAAGAAUUAAUGGAAAUGUCUGAUGAAGGACAGUGUCUCAGCAUGCAUCAACCAUGGGCAUCGUUGCUCGUUGCUGGUAUAAAGAAGUAAGUCCAAUUUCAUAUCAGGUAGCAGCACCUGCCACCCAUGACAGUAUCUUAUCAUGUAUCUACAUUGGGCAUCGUUACUUGUGGCUGGUAUGAAGAAGUGAGUCCAAUUUUAUAUCAGGUAGCAGAACAACAGUUGCAUCUAUUCAAUCGAGGGGGAGUGGUGCCCCCCUGCCUUGCCUUUGCUAUAUAAAGUGACUAAGACUUUUGUGAACUUACCAUAUUGAUACGCCUUUGCUCUGUUACAUUUAUUAUCAUUGGGUGUGUCAAACCUGGAGGUCGGGGAUUCAAGCCCCAUCCGCUUCAGACCAAAAUACGUUAAAAGAUCGGAGAUGCUGCUACACUGUUAGAGUUCAACGAUGUAAAAGAUAGAGCAACAUCGAUCUCACGCUGCACAGUAGCUGCUGGGCCAAUGAUCACUUGGGCAAAAUGAGUUUUCGUAGUAUUUCUAUUUCAGAUUUUAUUUCAAACAAUAAAUAUGGAUUUUAAUUUUAAAAAACAUCUC
Messenger RNA from Lytechinus pictus (painted urchin), 3398 nucleotides. RefSeq names its product activating signal cointegrator 1-like. Gene Ontology annotation, cellular component: nucleus. The transcript is spliced from 7 exons. Bases 1509 to 2897 code for a protein of 462 amino acids. Gene Ontology annotation, biological process: positive regulation of DNA-templated transcription. Gene Ontology annotation, molecular function: transcription coactivator activity; zinc ion binding. The record is from RefSeq and is a predicted model, not a curated record. NCBI's taxonomy places the organism in Eukaryota, Metazoa, Echinodermata, Echinoidea, Temnopleuroida, Toxopneustidae.